UCUGGGCUCCACACCAUAGAGUUCGGAGGCGCGACGGAGCUAGUGUCCGCCCUGCGGGCCAUCGCUGGACACCACAGAGACCCGCGGGGCUGCGGACACCCCCCAGCUCGCGCUCGACGGGGGAACUGCUCCGCUCCCCCCUUAAUUAGGGUGACGCGGCGCCGGAAUCGCUCCAGGCUGGGUCCUGAAGGAUGGAGCCCACGGAGGCAGCCCAGGCCCCGGAGGGGAGGAAGAGAUUCACUGUGCAGUCACAGGACCCUGAACAUACUAUGGUGAGACCCAUCUUCAAAUCUUCUUGCUCUGCAGCAGAGCCCAGGGCCCCUGCCCUACCUGGGGCCACCUCCUAUGCCGAAUACGUCGUCAAACAGGUCUCUGUGUCCUUGGCCUCCAUGCCAGUCUCCCGGCCUGCCAGGGUGACGGCUGCAUCAUCGGAGUGCAGAGUGGGAGCUGCCUCAGGAGCGCUCCCUCCAGGCACUGAGACCAGCACUGUACCACCUGCUGCCAGUGGGGACUCGGACCCCAGCCCCACGCUGAAACCGGGGCCCAAGAGCAACUGCAUCAUCGUCAGUGCUCGCCAGCGGGGGAACCCCAUCCUGAAAUUUGUGCGCAACAUUCCCUGGGAGUUUGGCGAGAUCGUCCCUGACUACGUGCUGGGCCAGAGCACGUGUGCCCUCUUCCUGAGCCUGCGGUACCACAACCUGAACCCCAACUACAUCCAUGAGCGGCUGCAGCUCCUGGGGAAGACGUACGCGGUGCAGGUGCUGCUGGUGCAGGUCGAUGUGAGGGACCCGCAGCAGGCACUGAAGGAACUGGCCAAGAUGUGCAUCCUGGCCGACUGCACCCUCAUCCUGGCCUGGAGCCCCGAAGAGGCCGGGCGCUACCUGGAAACGUACAAAGCCUACGAGCAGAAACCAGCUGACCUGCUCAAGGAGAAGGUGGAUCAGGACUUCCUGUCCAUAGUGACAGAUUGUCUGACCAGCGUGAAGUCAGUUAACAAGACGGACGCGCUGAGCCUUCUCUCAACAUUUGGGUCUCUGGCGAACAUUGCACAAGCGUCCAAGGAGGAUCUCUCCCUCUGCCCAGGCAUUGGGCCCCAGAAGGCCAAGAGGCUCUUUGACACCCUACACGAGCCCUUUCUGAAGAUCCCCAAAUGAGCGGAGCACUUCCCCUACAGCACUGCCAGCAGCACAGACAAGCAGGAAUAAACAACCCUCUUUGCCCAGCAGGCCACAUGUCCCUGCCAGCACACUGUCUGCUAGGAAGCCAGGGCCUUGGGGGACACUUAGCAGCUGUUUCUGCGAGUCUGGACUUUGACAAUAAAACAUGCUGUGUAGGAUCGCAGCUUGGCCUGGCCAC
This is a messenger RNA of Emys orbicularis (European pond turtle), 1356 nucleotides long. It is a transcript of the gene ERCC1, whose product is annotated as ERCC excision repair 1, endonuclease non-catalytic subunit. NCBI's taxonomy places the organism in Eukaryota, Metazoa, Chordata, Testudines, Emydidae. Gene Ontology annotation, molecular function: single-stranded DNA binding; damaged DNA binding. Gene Ontology annotation, cellular component: nucleus; ERCC4-ERCC1 complex; nucleotide-excision repair factor 1 complex. Gene Ontology annotation, biological process: UV-damage excision repair; mitotic recombination. The record is from RefSeq and is a predicted model, not a curated record. The transcript is spliced from 10 exons. The coding region runs from base 192 to 1154 and encodes 320 amino acids.